Messenger RNA from Sebastes umbrosus (honeycomb rockfish), 3581 nucleotides. It is a transcript of the gene nr3c1, whose product is annotated as nuclear receptor subfamily 3, group C, member 1 (glucocorticoid receptor). The record is from RefSeq and is a predicted model, not a curated record. NCBI's taxonomy places the organism in Eukaryota, Metazoa, Chordata, Actinopteri, Perciformes, Sebastidae. The transcript has 9 exons. Gene Ontology annotation, biological process: nuclear receptor-mediated glucocorticoid signaling pathway; regulation of DNA-templated transcription. Gene Ontology annotation, cellular component: nucleus. Gene Ontology annotation, molecular function: DNA-binding transcription factor activity; sequence-specific DNA binding; steroid binding. Bases 299 to 2647 code for a protein of 782 amino acids.
AGUUCUCCAUUUUGUAUGUUUUUCUUGUGGAGGUUAGCGCCUUACUUACUUUCCUUAACAGCUAGCUGCGACUCUCUCCACAGCUCAGUCAGUUUAACGCAGUUUGCAUGACUAUUUACAGCUGGACUGAUCAGACACAGGCAGCUUGACGUGCUUUGUUGUCGUGUUUUGAUCAAGUAGCUCUAGAAGGCUUUGAGGAGCAGCGUUAACAAACAUUGAGUCAGUGUUGCGUGUUGUGCACACUUUACACCAAAACAAUGUUGACAGACGACUUGUGGACACAUCAGUCAUUUCAACGAUGGACAAAGGUGGAGUGAAGAAGAUAACAUAUAGAAGAGAUGACCAUUUAAGCAAAUUGGUCUACACUGAAAGCCCUGAGGAGGGAGGUCUGCUGAAAGUGGCUCCUCACAGUGCUAUGUCCAUCGCCUCCGUUCUUCCAUCCAGCUCGUUGAUGCAGCCAGGACAGGUGCUUAACGGCCUCAGCAACAGCCCCCUUCCAGAGGAGCUCACCUCUGCCUCCAUCACCACCACCGCCACAGUAGGCCCCUUGUUGGAAGAUCCAGAGCCCCGGGGUCUGGCCAAAGAUCAGAAGCUCCAGCAGCAGCAGCAGUUACUCCAGACACAGACUCUCACUACGUUUGGGCGUCAAACCUUGAGGGACAAUUUGCCCCAGUUGGAGGCCAGUAUAGCAGACAUUUCCCAGUCCUGUAUGGAUUCACUUAUUGGGGGAUCAGAUCCCAAUUUCUUCCACAUGAAACAAGAGGAUUUCUCCAUGGAUAAAGGAGACCAGGAUCCCAUUGACCUUGAUCAUGCUUUUGAUCACAUAGGGAAAGAUGUGGACGUGAACCAGAAAUUUUUCAGUGACAACACUCUGGACCUGCUCCAAGACUUCGAGCUCACUGGCUCCCCCUCAGACUUUUAUGUAGGGGAUGACGCCUUCCUGUCCACACUGGCGGACGAUUCUCUGCUUGGGGACGUUAGCUCAGAGAGGGACAUAAAGCCUGCCGUGGCUGAGAGCAUUAAUGGCAGUGGGGCAGUCUCUGUUGCUCUUAAUGGCAGCAGUCUGACAAGCCCAGACCAGUCCAGCCCUAGCGUAUCAACAGCUCCCUCCUUACUUCCUACAACCACUUUGUCUGCGUUGGUGAAAAAAGAAAAAGAUGCUGGCUUCAUUCAGCUCUGCACGCAAGGUGUGAUCAAACAGGAGAAGAUGUCAGCAGGCCAGAGUUAUUGCCAAAUGAGCGGCACGUCUUCCACAGACAUGCCCAGCGCCAACACCAUCUCCAUCUGUGGGGUCAGCACUUCAGGAGGACAGAGCUACCACUUUGGAGUCAGCCCCAGCAGCAAUGAAGCUCAGCAACAGAAGGAUCAGAAGCAAGUGUCCAGCCUGUUUAUCCCAGUGACGACCAUCGGCGGGGCCUGGAACAGGAUCCAGAGUGUCGUGGACAACUCUGCGAUGCUCAGGGCCAGCGAUGCUUUCUCAAACUCUCCCUUGUACCCCACCAGCUUUCCCAGGCAGGAUGUGGUCAGCGCUGCAUCCUUGGCACAGGGAAAGGGCGGGCUCCAUAAAAGCUGCCUGGUGUGCUCUGACGAGGCUUCAGGCUGCCACUACGGCGUUCGCACCUGUGGAAGCUGCAAGGUCUUUUUCAAGAGAGCAGUGGAAGGGCAGCAUAAUUACCUGUGUGCUGGAAGGAACGACUGUAUAAUAGACAAAAUCAGGAGAAAGAACUGCCCAGCCUGCCGCUUCCGGAAGUGUCAGAUGGCAGGCAUGAACCUGGAAGCGCGCAAAACCAAGAAGAACGCGCGCUUAAAGGGCGGCCAGCAGAGCAACCCGUCCGAGCUGACUCCUUGUCCGCCGAUUGAGGCUCGCUCCCUUUUACCCAAGUGCAUGCCUCAACUCAUUCCCACGAUGCUUUCCCUGCUGAAGGCCAUCGAGCCGGACACCAUCUACGCCGGCUACGACAGCACCGUGCCCGACACCUCCACCCGCCUCAUGACCACCCUCAAUAGGCUGGGCGGCCGGCAGGUCAUCUCUGCGGUCAAGUGGGCCAAGGCCCUACCAGGUUUCAGGAACCUGCACCUGGACGACCAGAUGACUCUGCUGCAGUGCUCCUGGCUCUUCCUCAUGUCUUUCGGUCUGGGCUGGAGAUCGUACCAGCAAUGCAACGGCAACAUGCUCUGCUUCGCACCAGACCUCGUCAUCAACGAGGAGCGGAUGAAGCUGCCAUACAUGGCCGACCAGUGCGAGCAGAUGCUGAAGAUCUCCAGCGAGUUCGUCCGGCUGCAGGUUUCCCACGACGAGUAUUUGUGCAUGAAGGUCCUGCUACUGCUCAGCACAGUGCCAAAGGACGGCCUGAAGAGCCAGGCGGUGUUCGACGACAUUCGCAUGUCGUACAUUAAGGAGCUGGGGAAAGCCAUCGUGAAGCGCGAGGAGAACUCCAGCCAGAACUGGCAGCGUUUCUAUCAGCUCACCAAGCUGCUAGACUCCAUGCAUGAGUAUGUCGGUGGACUGCUCAACUUCUGCUUCUACACGUUUGUGAAUAAAUCUUUGAGUGUGGAGUUCCCGGAGAUGCUCGCCGAGAUCAUCAGCAACCAGUUACCAAAAUUCAAGGCCGGGAGCGUGAAACCUCUCCUCUUCCACCAGAGAUGACUGACCCCUGUAACAGACACAAUGCCUUAAAAAUCCCACCACAUCACCUCACCAAUCCCAACCCCCAACCACCCCCACCCCCCCUGAGGAGCGACGAUGACAGGGCCGAGGAUCCGAGGCGAGGAGUGAAUGAUGUUUUGUGGGAAGCGAGUAUGCAACUUUGUGUAGCGGCUCCACGGGUCUGGAGGGAGAGAGAGUGGACAGACUGGAGACAGCGAGCACAGAGUUUUUUUUUGUUUUGUUGAGCAGUCUACGAUGUUGUGUAUAACAAGUAGGAAAUGUUUGUAAGAUAAAAGAUAAUCACAAAGAGAUAUAGGCUAGCAUCCAUGUCGUCUCAGGUUUCUUACCUUCAAAUACAGAACGAUAUCUAAGAUAGAUACAACAAAUAUCUAUGUACAGGUUCUGAUAGUAUUUUCUACAUUUUCAAAUUGUAACAGUUUAUACAAUUUUCCAGGUCGUUGUUACCUGGGAAGGUAACAAAGCUUAAUUAAUAACAUGCUCUUAAGUAGGCUUUUAGACUGUAUGUUCCUCAUUUAGUUUUUAUAGGAGGUUGUAACAAAAUGUUUAUCAGUCAUAUGGGGGAAAGAACUCUUGUUUUCCUGUCAUUUAAAAAAGCAUUUCAUUGCUUUGAUUGAUACCUUGGACAUAAGAAACAAUUCUGUUGGAUUGUUAAUCAUCGUUAGAAGGAUGAUUCCUCCCACAAGUCGACCUCUUCCAGGUUUACACACGUCUAUUAUAAAAGGGAAAAAAAUAUGUGCCUUUUUUGCUUCAAAAAAUAUCAUCUUAGCCAUUUCUUCAUUCCUGUUCAAGGCGUGCUCUCUGUAACCCACCAUGGUAUACCUUCAUCGUAUGUUGAUUGUACUCUUUAUGUUACAUGCAGUUGCAAGUUUUCCUUUUUUUUUUUUCUUCAAUGGCUGUGUUUAUCUUUUAGAAG